AUGUCGGACGGAGAAGAGACCAUUUCCAACCCCCCCGUCGCUGAGGCCGAGGAUGUCGAGGUCCCCGCCGAGUCCAGCGGUGGACAGAUGUCCGUUAACGAUGCGCUCAAGGGCGUCCUCAAGAUCGCCUUGAUCCACGACGGUCUUGCCCGUGGUCUCCGCGAGGCCUCCAAGGCCCUCGACCGUCGCCAGGCGCACAUGUGUGUCCUCAACGAGUCCUGCGAGGAGGAGGCUUACAAGAAGCUCGUUAUCGCUCUUUGCUCUGAGCACGAGAUCCCCUUGAUCAAGGUUCCUGAUGGAAAGGUUCUUGGUGAAUGGGUUGGUCUCUGCCAGCUCGACCGCGAAGGAAACGCCCGCAAGGUGGUCAACUGCUCUUGCGUCGUUGUCAAGGACUGGGGUGAGGAGUCUCAGGAACGUUCCGUCCUCCUCAACUACUUCCAGACUAGCCAGUAA
This is a messenger RNA of Talaromyces marneffei, 453 nucleotides long. RefSeq lists its product as uncharacterized. Gene Ontology annotation, biological process: translation. The coding region runs from base 1 to 453 and encodes 150 amino acids. The record is from RefSeq and is a predicted model, not a curated record. Gene Ontology annotation, molecular function: structural constituent of ribosome. The transcript is spliced from 3 exons. Gene Ontology annotation, cellular component: ribosome; cytosolic small ribosomal subunit. NCBI's taxonomy places the organism in Eukaryota, Fungi, Ascomycota, Eurotiomycetes, Eurotiales, Trichocomaceae.